GUAUACGAGACGUACGCCGUGUCCACCGACUCAUCCCUUUGCGCACCCGUCGGAAGGAAUAUUCUGGCCCUUAACGGGUCGGCGGCGGACGCGGCCAUCGCUAUGAUGUUAUGUAUGGGCGUAACGACACCACAUCUGACCGGUUUGAGCGGCGGAUCUCUUAUACUGUACUAUAACUCGAGUGAUAAACAAGUGUUUGGUAUCGACGCCAGAGAAGAGGCGCCGAAAGAAUCCCGAAAAGACUUAUUGACCGACAAUGAGGAGCGCAAAGCGGGUCUCUCUGUUGCCAUUCCCGGACAACUGUCCGGUUAUCGGGAACUACACGAUAGGUUCGGUCGACUCGAGUGGACACAACUGUUUGACGGCGCCAUUCAAUUGAGUAGAGAUGGCUUUCGUGUGAACAAUGAUUUGGAAAACGCAUUCAUUUAUGUGAACAAACAUUUGCCCAAAUCAUCGACUCUUCGCAAACAUUAUAUAAAUCCUAAAACUAAUGAACACUACAAAAGGGGAGACAUUAUAAAGAAUAUACAAUUAUCACAAACAUUGACACAAUUGGCCAACAGUUUGGAUCCGAUCCAACUUUUCUAUAUGGGAUCUGUUGCUAAAGACAUCGUACAAGACAUUGAAGAAUACGCACAACAAAACAACUACACGCGUGAG
Molecule: messenger RNA, 660 nt
Organism: Medioppia subpectinata
Lineage: Eukaryota; Metazoa; Arthropoda; Arachnida; Sarcoptiformes; Oppiidae
Source: the annotation of a GenBank genome assembly